GUCAAGGCAUAGAUACUAAGCAGAGUCUAUUCCCCAUCUGAACCUCCUAUACACCCAACAUCAUCCACAGUCACAACAUAUCAAACUCUACCUCCCUCUACCACAUCCACCUCCCCAACACCCACACAUCUCCAGACAGACAACAACAAUGCCCCGCAAAUGCCCCACGUGCGCCAACCCCGGCGCAAUCACAACGACCUGCGCGAACUGCCAAGGAUCCGGCGGAUGGUGGAAAUCGACACGCACGGUCUGCGAUCGAUGCGGGGGCACGACGGUCGUGAACACGGGGACAUUCUUCGCUCGAAGAGUAACAUGUCCGAGUUGCAGGGGUGCGGGCAGCUGGGUGAAGAAUCUGUGGCAUAAGUGUGGGAGAUGUAAGGGGAGUGGACGGGCUUUGGCGCCUUGUCCGAGUGCUUGUAGGAGGGGGAAGGGGGUUUAUAAUAAUUGGUAGUUGAUAAAUAUUAUUAUUUUUUGUUGGUGGAAGAAGGGGUUGAGU
Messenger RNA from Aspergillus neoniger CBS 115656, 496 nucleotides. RefSeq lists its product as uncharacterized. The record is from RefSeq and is a predicted model, not a curated record. The coding region runs from base 149 to 451 and encodes 100 amino acids. NCBI's taxonomy places the organism in Eukaryota, Fungi, Ascomycota, Eurotiomycetes, Eurotiales, Aspergillaceae. Gene Ontology annotation, molecular function: heat shock protein binding. The transcript is spliced from 2 exons.